Nannochloropsis gaditana CCMP526 is the source of this 1153-nucleotide messenger RNA. RefSeq lists its product as uncharacterized. The transcript has 2 exons. The record is from RefSeq and is a predicted model, not a curated record. Bases 110 to 1102 code for a protein of 330 amino acids. Gene Ontology annotation, molecular function: protein binding; iron-sulfur cluster binding.
CGACAGGAACAAAUAUACACCUCCGCUGCUUGUUUGGAUCCCCUUGCGAGUACAAAUCUGUCAGUGAGUUAUUCGCACGCAUCCUGAGUAGCCCCGCCCGGAUUACCAGAUGGCACCCUGUCGGAAUGCCCUCACCGUAGCCCUGCUCACGAGCGGCGCAUUUACACAAGCUUUUUGGGUCGCGCCUGCCACACCAUGGCUCCAUGGCUCCCGUCACUUCUCAAAAGACGUAACCGCGCCGCUGAUGGCAACAUCGGAGACUACCAACUCAAACGUCCCCCCUCCCUUGACACUGGAAGAAAUAUCGAACAAAAUAAAAUUUGAAAUCACCGAUCUGGAUGCAGGCGCCUACGGCUUAGAGAGCAAGGAUGUAGCAUACGCAGUGGAAAUUGCCAAGGUUGACAUUCCCCUGGGAGGGGGCGGCAUUGGGCUGGGGCUGGAGGAAUUACGACGGGGGCAGGACGGGCGCGGGUGCGUGCUCGUCUCCUCCCUACCCCCGGAAGGCAACGCCGCCCAAGCGGCCGGAGACGACGGGAAGAUCCGAGUGGGGGACAUGAUUUGCUACCUGGGCCAAGAGCCUCGGGGCAUGGUGCGGACGGAGGGCUUGGACUUCGAGCAAACCAUGGGGGCGCUCCGCCGCUUCCUGGAGACGGGCGCCCCCGCCAUCACCCUGGUGCUGAAACGCCUGGUCUUUCGGGCCUCCCUGGACGUUUCGCUCUCCUACACACCCGGCCCCGACGAGGAGAGCCAGGGCCGCAAGGCUUGGACCCAAACGCUGCCCAUGUUGGCAGGCUCCCAGCUUCGGAAAGAGCUCCUUCGCGCUGGCUUGCCCGUGUACAGCCAGGACACGCUGCGGUUCGACCAGCCUUACGUGACAGGGAAUUGCGGCGGGGAAGGGAUCUGUGGGACCUGCCUGGUCCAGGUUUUGGAGGGAAAGGAGCUCUUGAACGAGAAGGACGAGGUGGAGGCGAUGGUGACCCGGAAAUGGGGAGCAGCCAACUGGCGCUUGUCCUGCCGAGUCAUCGUGGGCGCCACCAACACGCCGGGCACCGUCCGUUUUAAAUUGAUGCCCCAGGCGCCCUUCACCAAGAAGAAGCCGUGAGCGCGGCCGUCGGGAAGGGAGGGAGGGGGGGAAGGGGCCUGUACAGCGGUU